CAAAAUAUCGUUUCAAAUCUUGGUUUUUUUGUCUCUCCCAAAAUGCUGCACAUAGCCAUUCUUAAAGGAAUUAAUUAUUUUGUUUUUUUACAUCAGAAAAUAACUCCUAGGUUAAAUAUAAUGAAUGAAAGGGAAGCGCCAAUUUGACGUCGAUUGGUGUCUUCGUUGGUUUUGGGAAAUGUUAGUUUGUUAAUUAGCUGAAGUACGCUAUGAUAUUAUGGACGACAGUGGAAAUAAUCCUCACAAGAAACAGGGUACCAGGGUCUUCAAGAAAAGCAGCCCGAAUGGAAAAAUUACAACAUACUUGUGCAAAAGGGAUUUCAUCGACAGUCUGGCGGAUAUAGACCCGAUUGAGGGUGUCGUAUUAGUUGACCCAGAGUAUGUCAAGGGACGGAAGGUGUUUACUCACGUCUUAUCAGCUUUUCGUUAUGGGCGUGAAGAUUUGGACGUACUUGGGUUAACGUUUCGCAAGGAUCUAUAUCUAGCCUCGGCUCAAGUUUAUCCUCCUGUUUAUGCAUCCGAAGCAGAUAACUGUGGAACGGUUCUAUUAAAUCCGACAAGUACAGCUGUUUGUGGAAAUUCCAAGCCUCCUGGACCGGAAGUUUCUGAAGGAACAGAUGAUAGUUUACAUUCUGGUUCUCUUCCAUUAACAAGACUACAAGAACGUCUGAUUAAAAAAUUAGGCAGUAACGCCUUUCCAUUUUACUUCAAGCUCCCUGCAGAUGCACCUGCUUCUGUUACACUUCAGCCAGGUCCAAACGAGAGCGGCAAACCAUGUGGUGUAGACUAUGAACUAAGAACUUAUGUGGCUGAGACAUCAGAUGAUAAAUUACAAAAACGUAAUGCUGUCCGACUUGCUAUUCGUAAACUGACUUAUGCACCAGAAGGACCAGCCCCGCAACCAUCUGCAGUGGUCCUUAAAGAAUUCAUUAUGAGUCCAGGUACACUCCGUUUGGAGGUCUCUUUAAAUAAAGAAAAAUAUUAUCAUGGUGAAUCAAUAGAUAUCAAUGUUUUGGUAGACAAUAAUUCAAACAAAACAGUGAAAAAAAUUAAAUUGUCAGUUCGUCAGUAUACUCAGUUAUGCUUACACAAUAACAAUCGUUAUAACUGUGUUGUGGAUGAAUUAGAAACUGAUGAGUCAUUUCCUAUUUUACCAAGUCAAACGGGUUGGUGUAAAGUAUAUAAACUACGUCCAUUACUUGCUAAUAACCGACAUAAACGUGGUUUAGCAUUAGAUGGUAAAUUAAAACAUGAAGAUACUAAUCUAGCUUCAUCCACAAUUAUAUGCAAUCCGAACCAUAAAGAAAAUCUUGGCAUGACUGUUCAAUAUCGUGUAAAAGUUCGAUUAGUAUUAGGAUUCGUGUCAAGUGAUGUCAGCGUGGAGCUUCCAUUCACACUAACUCAUCCAAAACCUGAUUCAGAAUUAAAUGGUACUUCAUCAAAACUAGUUAUUGAUGAUGAUAAUGAUGUUCUACAUCCUUUAUUAACUGGAACAGAUGACAGAUUAAAAAAUAGUCAGCAUAUUUUGCAACAAUCCCAGUUACAUUCAAAUGAGCAAGUUUCAUCUGAUCAUAAUGUAAAUACUACAGAUGAUUUAAUUAAAUUGGAUGAUGGAAUAAAUGACAAUAAAACAUAUUUAGUCAGUAAUGUUGGUGGCGGUAUUGAUGAUGAUGACGAUUUAAUUUUUGAAGAUUUCGCUCGUCUACGUUUAAAAUCAUAUGAAUCUGAUAAACGUAUGGAUAUAGCCGAUUCAUCUACAGCUGAUCCAACAGUGACAAUGAAUCUCGAUACACCUAACGCUGUCAUUUCUCCAUCAUCAACACCAUAACAGUAAUUUUUUUUUAAAAAAUGUAUAAUUUCUUAUUUUCUACUAAUAUUCUUUCUUGAAUACUUACAUGGUUUUUUCUUUUGCUUUCAUUAUAAUAUAUAACUAUGAGGAUUAUUUGUAUUUUUUAUGAACACUACUACUAUUACCACUGAAUACUACUGAUAUUCAGUGAUUUUAACUAAUACGUUUGUUUAUUUCAAACAAAUUUUAAUUAAAUUAUUUUAAUUUAUUAAAGUCAGUCAUUUCUUAAUUAUUGUUCAGGUUGAUGGAUUGUGAUUUUUUGGGUCAGCUUAACUUUAAAACUGGAAAGAUAAAUAUAGAUUAUUCUGACUGUUUAAUAUUUGUCCUCUUGUCCUUUUCUCUCCCUUUCUCUCUCUCUCUCUCCAUGUUCCGUUGGUUUUUCUUCGUUUUAUAUGUAUCUUUCCCCGAAAAUAGUAUAAUCAAUUUGUUUCCUUGUAAAAGCUAUGCAAGUGUUACACAUUCGAAGUAAUCAUUUUCAUUUUAUUCAACCUUUUCUUGUUCCAUUCACAAGUAUAAACUAUUACACAACAUUUAUCUCUUCGUAAAUUAAAUGAAAGCUGAUGAAAACUGGCAAAGUAGAAUGAAGAAAUCUUUUAAUGUAAUUUAUCAGUAUCAUUAUUAUUAUUAUUUAAGUUAAUGAUUUAUCCAGUGAUUUAUUUUAAAAGAAUAAAAGUCUUGUAUAUUUGUAACUUUUAAUUGAGUUUUACAUUAAAAUACUACUUGAAUUGGUUGUAGCAACAUAGUAAGUAGUAAGUGUUCGGUUAGCAAUUAUCGUCUAUCUAGUAAAGUAUAUCAGUAUUCAUGUUUUAGUGUUUAUUUAUACAUUAUAUACAUAUAUUAAUGUCUUUGGCUUUAUUUUUGCUUAACUAAUUUUAGGCUUAUAUCAUGAAGAUUUAUUCUUUUCAAACACUGAUGAUUAUACUACUGAUAUAUAUAUAUACUACUAAUACUACUGAUAUCAUUUUUUAUUUAAAAUGAUCUCUCUUGUGUUUCAAUCUAUAUUUUUUUAUUAUAAUUUAUAAAUAAAUUAUUGUUUACCUAAUGUAUCUUUAAUGUUUUUAUAAUGCAAGUAAGUGAGAAAUUUACUUUAUAUAUAUCAUGAAGUGGUUGUUUAAUCUUCUACUCAUUGUUGUUUUAUUCUUCACUGUAACUUUUCGUUUGUAUGUAUUUGUUGUUAACACAUCAUGAUCAUCAUAAAUGUUGUUAUGAUUGUCUUCAGUUUCCUUCUAUAUACACACACAUACACACCUAUUGUUUGCUGAUUGUCAUACCCCGUGGCUAUUAUUUUCUUUUCUCAUUUACAUAUUCUUCUUUCUUUAUGUUGUUUUAUAACAGUUUUUAUUCAUUAUUAUUAUUAUUAAGUUUAAAAUCUAUCGGUUGAAAAACCUUUGCGAAGAACAAACCGAAUAGAGAAGAGAAUAAAUGAAAGGAAAUUAAGUGAAUUCAUCGGAAAUCUAAUGAAGUUUUCUUCAAUUUGUAUAGUA
Schistosoma rodhaini is the source of this 3333-nucleotide messenger RNA. The record is from the annotation of a GenBank genome assembly. Lineage: Eukaryota; Metazoa; Platyhelminthes; Trematoda; Strigeidida; Schistosomatidae.